Pogona vitticeps (central bearded dragon) is the source of this 3199-nucleotide messenger RNA. The record is from RefSeq and is a predicted model, not a curated record. Lineage: Eukaryota; Metazoa; Chordata; Lepidosauria; Squamata; Agamidae.
AUGGCCUGGCCGUCGGCGGAGCGAGCGGCAGCGUCAGGCGGGCAAAGCCCGAGAGCGGCGCAGACCCGAGAAGCGUCCCGCCACGGCCAGCAGCAGCGCGAUCGCCAUCCCAGCCUCGCCGGGAAGAGAGAAGCGGCUUCCCACGAACGGCUUCCCAGCUAUAUCAGGGACCGCAUCCUCCCCUUCCUGAUCAAGACCCCCCAAAAGCUGGAGCCGAGCUGCCCCGGAGUCUGGCUUGAGUGCCUCGGUUGGGUUGCCUUUCCGACGGCGUGGGAGGCGGAGGUCACCCUCUGGCAAGCCUCUGGAUCGCAGCCUCAGCGACCCGGAGAAGGGAGCGCGGUCGUGUGUAGGGAUCCCCUCGCCUCCGCGAAGUGCAGCCACCGCCACCCCGCCCGCCCGCUCGCCCGCCCGGAUCCUGUUGCCCCGGCGUGGUUGAUCCUUUCCCCCCAACUUCCCAUCCCCUUCGCCCGGACGCACCUCGCCCUUUCCUCCCUCGCAGGACGUGGCGGCGCGUCCGGUCCUGUUGAGGCGGCUGCGCCGUCGGUCCUCUUCCCCGGCCGAAGAGCGGCCCGGCUGGGCGGCGGGGGCAACGGGGCGGCCGCGGAUCCCUCCGGCGCCCUCUCCAGCUUCCUCAACGGCUCCGGCGUCAAGCGGCUGCCCCAGGCCGUCAUCAUCGGCGUGAAGAAGGGCGGCACCCGGGCGCUGCUCGAGUUCCUGCGGGUGCAUCCGGACGUGCGGGCGGCGGGCGCCGAGCCCCACUUCUUCGACCGCAACUACGGCCGGGGACUCGCCUGGUACAGGGAACUGAUGCCAAGAACUCUUGAUGGGCAGAUCACUAUGGAGAAAACUCCCAGCUACUUUGUCACCAAGGAGGCGCCGGCUCGUAUCUCCGCCAUGUCGAAGGACACCAAGCUCAUUGUGGUGGUGAGAGACCCAGUCACCAGAGCCAUUUCGGACUACACCCAAACUCUGUCCAAGAAGCCAGACAUCCCCACCUUUGAGAGCCUGACCUUCAAAAACAGGACUACGGGCCUAAUCGAUACCUCCUGGAGUGCCAUCCAGAUUGGCAUCUACGCCAAGCACCUGGAGAACUGGCUCCUCUAUUUCCCCAUUGGGCAGAUCCUCUUUGUCAGCGGAGAGAGGCUCAUCAGCGAUCCCGCCGGGGAGCUGGGCCGAGUCCAGGACUUUCUGGGACUCAAGCGGAUCAUCACCGACAAACAUUUCUACUUCAACAAGACCAAGGGCUUCCCGUGCCUGAAGAAGGCGGAAGGGAGCAGCAAGCCCCACUGCCUGGGCAAAACAAAAGGGCGGACCCACCCCAGUAUAGACCAGAAGGUGGUGCAGCGGCUGCGCGAGUUCUACAGGCCCUUCAACAUGAAGUUCUACCAGAUGACCGGGCAUGACUUUGGCUGGGAUUAAAGCUGAAAAAAAAUAAUAAUUUAAAGAAAUAAAAAGGGAAAAGAUAUAUUUUUGUAUAGAAGAUUAGAGCGGGGAAAUUAAUAUUUGUGCUAAUGUGUGGUGGUUCCAAUUAAUAUUUUCAUCUUGAUGGAAAUGUCAUAGUUUUAUGUUCUACUUGUUUUACUGUUCAGGCAUCCAGCUCCACAAGUUCAGAAGACUGUCUGUUGAGGUCUGGCAAAUGAGUUCAAUGUGAUCAUCCUUCCAGCUUUCCAUCUGAAAUCAUCAGGGUUUUGUGAAGUUAUUUGGAGCCACUGAUCUGUCAUUUUUGAUGUCUGUGCCUAGAUUUUAUUUUUAAUGACAAAAGAAUGGUCAAUCAAAAUAAUCAAGACUGGAAGGUAUUUUUCAGUUCUACUUACUGUAUGGUAUGAGGUUUAGAUUUAAAUGUCUGCAUUACUAAAAUGGCCGAGAAGAACAGAAUUUUCAGAGUUUGUAGAGCAUAUAAUGAUGUAAACUCAACAACACUUUGCUGUCUGGUUCAGAUUUUUUGCUCACCUGAGCCCCACCUGAUUUGAGAAGGACAACACAAUGUUAACAUAUGGCUAGAUUGUACCUAAUACAAUUAGGAAUAGACAAAAAGAGUUUGGAAAAAUUACUUUUUUGGACUACAGAUCCCACCCACCUCUCUCACUAUGGUUUAGCAAGGGGAUUCUGGGAGCUGUAGUAGUCCAAAGUAACUCUUCCAAGCUCUUAAUAAACAGUCUGUCUCUGGCUCCACCAUAGCAUUGCCAUUUCCUAAGAUCUGAAAGCAAGGAUAAAUGAUAUCUUUAGCAGACCACUAAAAAGACUUCUCAUUUCCUAAGGUGUAACACUGCUUAGCUGUUUGUACUACUUAAGCUAAAGUACACCCUUGGGAUUGUGUCAUUAGGCAUUUACCGAAGAGUAGUCUGAGGCCUUGUCCAAACACAUGACUCCAAGCCAUGAUGUUUUCUCAAAGAUCUAAUAUCCAAACUAAUUAAGAUAAAGUAUCUUCGUUGUAGUUUGAAGGCACUUUCAAAGCUUUAUUUCUCCAUUCCCUAGCACACCCACCUGUUGUCUCCAUAAAGCCUUAUAUUGGCUCAUAUUUCUCUACCCACAGCCCGUGACAGCUGGGCUAAGCUGAAGAGUCAACAGUAGGGACAGAGGAAAAGUAAGCCCUUUCCCCUGUCAUCUCCCCCACUUACACUCAAGAGGUCAUGAGGUCACCACACAAUCCUCCUAACCUCCUGUCUUAACUCAGACUGUCCCAUCUCUAGCCUUAAACCCUGUUCUGGCAGGGUCUUCUGCCAUAAAGCAUCUGGGUAAACAUGUUAUAAUCACCCGAACAAUGGGGAGAAAGUAGCUAGUAGUUCACUUGAGAAUGAAGCAUAUCACAAAGCUGGCUUGCUGCAGCCCAUAAUAACUCUUCUGUGAGAGGUCUUUCCAAGAAUGUAAUCCAAUCCAAAUACGAUAUAAUCACCAAUUCAAGAGAUUUUUAUAUGAUGUCCCACUGGAUACAACAGAACAGGAACAGUAGCUGUGCUUCUUGGAAUAAAACUAGAUAUUAAAGAUAAUACGUGUUCCCUAUGAUCAACCUGUUUUCUCUCCGAUAACAGGCUCAUGAGUUAAGCCUGUACUGUAUUUGUCUUCCAAUAAUCAUUUACAAAAUAGAGCAUGCUAAAUGCCACAUAUGUGGGUGAGGAAAAUCACAUCCUAUGACACCCAGCUGUCUUUCACCACUUAAGAGGGCACCUCUGGAAGAACAAGGUAGUUUGAACUUCAGUCC